This is a messenger RNA of Megalops cyprinoides (Indo-Pacific tarpon), 948 nucleotides long. Its product is annotated as olfactory receptor 4B1-like. Lineage: Eukaryota; Metazoa; Chordata; Actinopteri; Elopiformes; Megalopidae. Gene Ontology annotation, biological process: G protein-coupled receptor signaling pathway. Gene Ontology annotation, molecular function: olfactory receptor activity. The record is from RefSeq and is a predicted model, not a curated record. The transcript has a single exon. Gene Ontology annotation, cellular component: membrane. Bases 1 to 948 code for a protein of 315 amino acids.
AUGACUUAUUCAUCAAAUGUCACAGUCUUCACUCUUUCUGGACUUACAAAAGGAAACAAAUAUCUGUAUUUUUCAGUGGCUCUUUUUGGAUAUCUUGCAAUGUUGUUGGUUAAUUUUACACUUAUUCUAACAAUCAUUCAAGAUAAGUCUCUCCAUGAACCCAUGUACAUUUUCCUGUGUAGUUUGUGUAUGAAUGGGCUGUUUGGAAUCACUGGUUUUUACCCUAAAUUAUUAUUUGAUAUACUAUCUGAAACUCAUAUUAUCUCUUAUAUGGGAUGUUUAACUCAAGUAUUUGUGAUCUAUUUUGGUUUUAUGUGUGAAUUUUCAACACUAACAGCCAUGGCAUAUGACAGGACUGUUGCAAUAUGCCAACCCUUAGAGUAUCACUCUAUAAUGACAACUCGGACUAUUGUUAAAUUAAUUACUUUCAGCUGGCUGUAUCCUUUUUGUUGUGGACUCUUAUCAGUAGGUCCAGCAGGCAUGUUGCCUUUAUGCGGGACUCAUAUAGAUAAACUUUACUGUGAUAACUGGUCUGUGGUGAAACUUUCUUGUGUGCCAACUACAGCAAAUAAUGUGAUUGGAUUUAUUUUAAUCCUUUCAUUCAUAGCACAUGCUGUUUUUAUUGUGUAUUCUUAUAAGAAACUGAUUGCUGCAUGCAGACAUUCCAAAGAUGACAAGCACAAGUUCAUGCAGACUUGUGUGCCUCAUUUAUUGACAUUAAUAAAUCAUUCACUUGCUCUCCUCUUUGACACAAUGUACAGUCGAUAUGGGUCAAAGGAUUUCCCAAUGAGUCUACGCAACUUCAUGGCAAUAGAAUUUCUAAUAAUCCCACCUAUUUUCAACCCCCUUAUUUAUGGGUUUAAACUCACUGGUAUUCGUAGAAAAAUCUUGAGGCCAUGUAAGAGGCAUAAAGGUAAGAAUCAGCUCAAAAGAAAAAGACAGAUCUAA